AGGAGCUGGGUCUCAGCUAAAGCUGGGGGUCGUCACGGCGAGUCUGGGGGCUUGCUUUAUGCACAUCCCCAACCUCACUGGGGUUUCUGUUUUCUUAUUCCCCAUGAGGCUGGGAGGGGGGGGAAAAAAGAGUGCCCUGGACCCUCCUGGCCUCCUCUCCACCGUCUUCUGGAUGGUAGCUGAAAUUGUCAAGAAUCUGUGCAUCCUGUUCCAAUGAAAGAGGCUUGAAACGAUCCCCCAGGCUAUCAAGAUGGAUUACAGUUCUUACAGCGGCGUGCCGAGGUUCUUGACCAGGCCCAAAGCCUUUGUGGUCUCUAUGGGCAAAGAUGCCACCUUGAGCUGCCAGAUCAUUGGCAACCCCAUCCCGUUGGUCAGUUGGGAGAAGGACAAACUCCCCCUCCAGAUGGGAGGACGCUUCAAGAUGGUGGAAGAUGACGACCUUUAUCGUCUCACGAUCUACAACUUGAGCUUGGAGGACAGUGGUCAGUACAUCUGCCGAGCCAAGAACACGAUUGGGGAAGCCUUCGCUGCUGUCAGCAUAAAAGUCGGUGAGCAGACCACUGUGACGGAAUCGGCCCCGUACUUCAUCCAGAAGCCCACAUCCAUCCGAGUGAUCAUGGGUGAAGAUGCAAUGUUCAAGUGCAUCGUCCAAGGUAGUCCUCCCCUCGCCAUCAACUGGGAGAAGGAUGGGAAACACCUCGGCAAAUCGUACGAUUCCAACCGGAUUCGGAUCGAAUCCCAGGGCGAGAAGAACGCUCUGAAGAUCCAAAGUACUCGUUUGGGAGACAGCGGGACCUACACUUGCCAUGCAGAGAAUCCUUUAGGAUCCUCCAGCGCAGCUGCAGCAUUGAUGGUGGAUCUUCCAGAUUCGUACAGCCCAGGCAGCACGAGACACAGCAUAGAUGAUAUCGGUAGCAAGACUUCUCCAUUGUUGUCCCACAUGCAGAAAAGACGAGAAGAAAUCCGGAAGAGUGAUUUGUCCAGUGUAGACUCCUUGAUAUCCACCGAAGGACGGUCCAAACUCGGAUUGAGCUUGUCCUUGGAUUACGAACGGGCUGCUAGCUUGACCUCCAAGGGAUUCCGUGGCGAUGGAGGCUCAUAUUAUCGGGUCACUACCCGGAGUUUCACUGUCACUGAGGGCAAGCAUGCCAAAAUGAGUUGCUAUGUGACCGGAGAACCCAAACCGGAGACAGUUUGGAAGAAGGAUGGUGAGGUGAUCCUUGAGAGCCGGAGACAUAUCAUUUAUGAGGAUGAGCAGGAGAAUUUUGUCUUGAAGAUCCUCUUUUGCAAGCAGGUCGAUAAUGGCCUCUAUACCUGCACGGCUUCAAACUUGGCAGGACAGACCUACAGUUCUGUGUUGGUGACCGUCAAAGAACCGAAAAUACCUUUCAAGACAAAACUCCAAGACUUGGAAGUUCGGGAAAAAGAAUCCGCGAUCUUCUUGUGUGAAGUGCCCCGUUCUGAUGUGGAGACCACUUGGUUCAAAGAGGAAACCAGACUUCAACAGAAUGACAAGUACAAGAUCGAAGAAGAUGGGACAUGUCGUAAGCUCACGGUCCAAAACGUCACCAUGGACGACGAUGCUGUCUACAUUUGCGAGAUGAAGGAAGGCAGCAGGACCAUUGCUGAAUUGAGCGUUCAAGGCAACAUUAUCAAGAAACUGCCAAGGAAGACGGCUGUCAGUAUAAAAGACACCGCAGUGUUCUGUGUGGAACUGGAACAAAAGUGCGAGAAGUUCCGAUGGUUGAAGAAUAAGGAAGAGUUAAAACCUAGUGGUCGCAUCUCAAUCUCCUCAGCAGACAGAGAAUAUACCAUGAUCAUCCGGGAUUGUCAGAUAGAAGAUGGAGGAGAAAUUGUCUUUGUGGCUGAUGAAUGUAGAACAUCUACACAGUUUACUGUCUCUGCUCCGAAGAAGCCCCCAUCACAUCCUCCAACUGACCCAGUGGUGAAAAAUAAAACAGAAACCUCAGUGACGUUAGCCUGGUCUCUUCGGAAGACAGACCGGCCUAUCCCAAUUGAUGGCUACCUUGUUGAACGUAAGAAACUGACUGAAUUCACAUGGCUGAGGUGCCACCAAGCUCUGGUGUCCCAAACUGAGUUUAUAGUCAACAACAUGACUGAACAGGCUGACUACCAGUUCCGAGUUUCGGCAGUCAAUAAGUAUGGCCAAAGUGAUUAUCUGGAAUUUCCUGGAGUCUGGCAUCUUGAACCUACCCUGGCGGUGAAAACCCCUCUGAGAAAUGUCGAAGUCGCACCAGGGAGAGAUGCAACCUUCACUGUGGACCUCACCACUCCUAGUCCCGGCUUGUGGUACAUCAACGGCAACCUCGUGCAGAACAGUGACAAAUACAUAAUUAUGAGAACCAAAGGAAGCCACAGUUUAACCAUUAAGCGGGUCACCAGUGCUUUCAAGGAGGCGGAGGUGAAAUUUGUAGCCAAGGAUAUUGAAAGCAUCGGAAGACUUACCUUGAAAGAUGAAGUGGCCAAGUUUGUUAACGACUCAGCCCCAGGGAUUUCGGUCAACCUUCACGAGAAGUUUGAGCUGGUCUGCGAGGUGUCCUCAGCCACUGAUGCGGUUCUGUGGAAAAAGGGGAAGAAGGACAUCAAGCCAGACCAAAGGGUGACAUUUUCCGUUCAGGGAAAACAGCGAAAACUUAUUGUCCAAAAUGCCAUCAAGGAAGACGAAGGGGUUUAUAUCUGCGAAUCAAAAGAUGACCGACUAACCUUCCAGGUGGAGGUUAAAGAGCCUGCAGAGGUCUUUUUCGGCAAGGAGAAAGUCCAGAAAGAAAUCAGAGCUAUUCUUUCCGAAAACGCCUUUCUUAGCUGCGAAGUAGCCCAGCCCGCGAUGGAAGUGAGAUGGUUCAAGGAUGGGAAACUCAUCACCCCUAGUAAGAAAUUUAAGAUUGAAACAGAAGGGAAAUCUCGCUGGCUGAUUAUCCGACAAGUUGACAGAAAGGACGGAGGUCAAUACACCUGCGAAGCAGAUGGCCAGAAACUGGCCUUCAAAGUGAUUGUAACAGAUAGAGAGAUUGAGGAGAUAUUUGUCAACCAGAAGAUGAUCCAGAAGGACAUCAAGAGUGUGGUUUCAGAGACCCUUUCUCUAAAGUGUGAGGUGGCCCAAGCUAAGACAGACGUCAGAUGGUUCAAAGAUGGGAAGUUGAUCACUGACACCAAGAAGUUCAAAGUAGAAGAACAAGGUGGAUCCCGUUGUUUGGUUGUUCAACAGGUGGAGAAGAAAGAUGCAGGUGAAUAUACCUGCGAAGCCGAUGGCCAGAAGCUCACCUUCAAGGUCACGGUGACAGAUGAAAAAGUUAAGGAAGUCUUUGUCAACAAGGAGAAGGUCCAGAAGGACAUCAAAGCUGUAGCUUCAGAAAAUAUCUCUCUCAGCUGUGAGGUGGCCCAGGCCAAGACAGAUGUCAAGUGGUUCAAGGAUGGAAAAUUGAUUACCUCCAACAAGAAAUUCAAGGUAGAAGCAGAAGACAGAUCCCAUCAUCUGGUUGUUCAACAGGUGGAGAAGAAAGAUGCAGGUGAAUACACCUGUGAAGCAGAUGGCCAGACGCUGAACUUCCAAGUAACCGUAACAGAUAAAGAAGUUGAGGAGAUGUUUGUCAACAAGGAGAAGGUCCAGAAGGAGAUCAAGGCCAUGGCUUCAGAGGACGUCUCUCUCAGCUGUGAGGUGGCCCAGGCCAAGACAGAUGUCAAAUGGUUCAAGGAUGGAAAAUUGAUCACCUCUAACAAGAAAUUCAAAUUGGUAGCAGAAGGCAGAUCCCGGCGUCUAGUGGUCCAACAGGUGGAGAAGAAAGAUGGAGGCGAAUACACCUGUGAAGCUGAUGGCCAGAAACUCACCUUCACAGUAACUGUAGCAGAGAGAAAAGUUGAGGAGAUGUUUGUCAACAAGGAGAAGGUCCAGAAGGACAUCAAGGCUGUAGUCUCAGAGAACGUCUCUCUCAGCUGCGAGGUGGCCCAGGCCAAGACGGAUGUCAAGUGGUUCAAGGAUGGGAAACUGAUCACCUCCAGCAAGAAAUUCAAGGUCGAAGCCGAAGGCCAAUCCCGGCGUCUGGUUAUCCAACAGGUGGAGAAGAAAGAUGGAGGUGAAUACACCUGCGAAGCUGAUGGCCAGAAGCUCACCUUCAAAAUCAAGGUUACAGAUAGAGAAACAGAGGAGAUGUUUGUUAACAAGGAGAAGGUCCAGAAGGAGAUCAAGGCUGUGGCUUCAGAGAACAUCUCUCUCAGCUGUGAAGUGGCCCAGGAGAAGACAGAUGUCAAGUGGUUGAAGGAUGGGAAAUUGAUCACUUCCAGCAAGAAAUUCAAGGUGGAAGCUGAAGGUAGAUCCCGGCAUCUGAUUGUUCAACAGGUGGAGAAGAAAGAUGGAGGCGAAUACACCUGUGAUGCCGAUGGCCAGAAACUCACCUUCAAGGUCACAAUUGCAGAUAGAGAAGCUGAGGAGACAUUUGUCAACAAGGAGAAGAUCCAGAAGGACAUCAAGACUAUUCCUUCAGAGAAUGUCUCUCUCAGUUGUGAGGUGGCCCAGGCCAAGACAGAAGUCAAGUGGUUCAAGGAUGGGAAACUGGUCACCUCCAGCAAGAAAUUUAAGGUGGAAGCUGAAGGCAGAUCCCGGCGUCUGGUUAUUCAACAGGUGGAGAAGAAAGAUGGAGGAGAAUACACAUGUGAAGCCGAUGGCCAGAAGCUGAACUUCAAAGUCACUGUUGCAGAUACAAAAGCUGAGGAGAUGUUUGUCAACAAGGAGAAGGUCCAGAAGAAUAUCAAAGUUGUAGCUUCAGAGAACGUCUCUCUCAGCUGUGAGGUGGCCCAGGCCAAAACGGAAGUCAAAUGGUUCAAGGAUGGGAAACAGAUCACCGACACCAAGAAGUUCAAGGUAGAAGAACAAGGUGGAUCCCGUCGUCUGGUUGUUCAACAGGUGGAGAAGAAAGAUGCAGGUGAAUAUACCUGCGAAGCCGAUGGCCAGAAGCUCACCUUCAAAGUCACAGUGGCAGAUGAAAAGGUUAAGGAAGUUUUUGUCAGCAAGGAGAAGGUCCAGAAGGAUAUCAAGGUUGUAGCUUCAGAGAACAUCUCUCUCAGCUGUGAGGUGGCCCAGGCCAAGACGGAAGUCAAAUGGUUCAAGGAUGGGAAACAGAUCACCGACACCGAGAAGUUCAAGGUAGAAGAACAAGGUGGAUCCCGUCGUCUGGUUGUUCAACAGGUGGAGAAGAAAGAUGCAGGUGAAUAUACCUGCGAAGCCGAUGGCCAGAAGCUCACCUUCAAAGUCACAGUGGCAGAUGAAAAAGUUAAGGAGGUGUUUGUCAAUAAGGAGAAGGUCCAGAAAGAUAUCAGGACUGUGUCUUCAGAGAAUGUAUCUCUCAUUUGUGAGGUGGCCCAGUCCAAGGCAGAAGUGAAAUGGUUCAAGGAUGGGAAACUGAUCACUAUGAGCAAGAAAUUCAAAAUAGAAGCACAAGGUGGAUCGCGUUGUCUGGUUGUGCAACAGGUGGAGAAGAAAGAUGCAGGUGAAUACACCUGCGAAGCUGAUGGCCAGAAACUGACUUUCAAAGUCACUGUUGCAGAUAGAGAAGCUGAGGAGAUGUUUGUCAAGAAGGAGAAGGUCCAGAAGGAGAUCAAGGCUGUGGCUUCAGAGACCGUUUCUCUCAGCUGUGAGGUGGCCCAGGCCAAGACAGAUGUUAAGUGGUUCAAGGAUGGGAAAUUGAUUACCUCCAGCAAGAAAUUCAAAGUGGAAGCAGAAGGCAAAUCACGACAUCUGGUUGUUCAACAGGUGGAGAAGAAAGAUGGAGGCGAAUAUACCUGUGAAGCUGGUAGCCAGAAACUCACCUUCAAAGUCACUGUAACAGAAGCUGAAGAGAUGUUUGCCAACAAGGAAAUGGUCCAGAAGGACAUCAAGACUGUGGCUUCAGAGAAUAUCUCUCUCAACUGUGAGGUGGCCCAGGCGAAGACAGAAGUCAAAUGGUUCAAAGAUGGAAAAUUAAUCACCUCCAGCAAGAAAUUCAAGGUGGAAGCUGAAGGCAGAUCCCGGCGUCUGAUUAUUCAACAGGUAGAGAAGAAAGAUGCCGGUGAAUACACCUGUGAAGCUGGAAAACAGAAGUUGACCUACAAAGUCAUUGUUGAAGAAGCUCCUGAAAUCUUUACCAAAAAAGACAAAAUAAAGAAGGAGGUCAAGGCGGUUCUGAAGGAGAACAUCAUUUUGACCUGCGAGGUGGUCACUUCGGACACUCAGGUGAAAUGGUACAAAGAUGGACAACCCAUUCCUAUCAGCAAACACAUCAAGAUGGAGUCAGAUGGAACCACCCGCAAACUGCACCUGGAGCAGGUGGCGACCACGGACAUGGGAGAGUAUACCUGUGAAGCAAGUGGUCAGAAAGUAACCUUCAAGGUGGAAGUUACAGAACCAGAGGUCAAAUUCCAAAGAAUAGCUGCUCAGGAGGAGACCAUUGUCACUCAGGAGCACAAGGAAGUCGUCUUCUCCACCGUGAUAGAACCUGAGGAGGCUGAAGUCAAAUGGUUCAAGGACGGAGUUGAGAUCAAAGAUGGCAAGAACUAUAAGAUAAAGAAGGACAAGGGGGCUAGGACCUUGAUUGUGAAGACAGCCGAAAUCAAAGAUGCUGGUCUGUAUACCUGCGAAGUCCAGAGUGAGAAACAGCAGUUCCAACUCAAAGUGGAAGAAGUACCGGUGAAGUUUGCCAAAAAGCUGGAGCCUGUAAAAGCUGACCUUGGAAAGGCUUUGAGUUUGAGUUGUGAACUUAACCAGCCCGAAGGUGCGGUUGUGUGGCGCAAGGACGGAACGGUUCUCAAAGCUAGCAAGCGCUACCUGAUGCAAGAAAUUGGUGCCAAGAGAGUGCUGAUCAUCUCCGCUUUGCGGGCUGAGGACAAGGGAGAAUAUUCAUGUGAGACAAAGAAUGACCAAUGCAUCAUUCAAGUCACACCCACAGCGCCUCGCGUUGUGAAGUUUGUCAAGAGCCUCUCCAAAGUCAUCGCAGAAGAAGGGAAGGAGGCGGUUUUCGAAUGCACCGUCUCACCCAGCGAUGCGGUUGUUAAGUGGAGCCACCGUGGAACCCCAGUCGAAGCCAGCAAGAAAUACGUCGUUUCUCAUCGGGAUGUCCAUCACAGCCUCACCAUCACCACACUGACAGUCCAAGACAGUGGGGAAGUCAUGGCCGAAGCUGAGGGAGAAGAGAGCCGGGCCCACCUCCGAGUGGAAGAAGCACCGGUGUUAUUUGUGAGGAAAUUGGAGGCCAAAGCUGUAGAAGAGAAGCAGACUGUUAUCCUUGAAGUCGAGCUAUCCAAGCCAACCACGGAGGUGAAGUGGACAAAGAACGCGAGUGUCCUUCAUCCAAUGGCCAAUCUGGAGAUCCACGCCCAGGGGACAAAGCACCGCCUGGUGAUCAAGAGUGCAUCCUGCGAUGAUCGUGGGUUUUAUUCCUGCGAGACCCUCCAUGACAAGACACAAGCCAAGGUCACUGUAGACAUGAGACCCAUCAAAUUGAUCAAAGGCCUGCAGCCGAUGGAUGUUCACGAGAAGGAAUCGGUCACUUUUGAGGUGGAACUGUCCCAUGAAGAUGUGGAAGCAGUUUGGAUGAAGGACGGUCUGCGUCUCAAGUCUCAGGACAACUGCCAGAUAACUGCCCAAGGAAAGAAGCACUCACUGACCCUCACGUCUCUGACAUUGGAAGACUCAGCUCUUAUUUCCUUCAAGGCCGAAGGGAUUCACACCACAGGCAGGCUCAGUGUGAAAGAAACCCCUGUGAAAAUCAUCACACCUUUAAAAGACCUCAAAAUUCAGAACAAGGAUGACGUAACACUUGAGUGCGAACUUUCCAGGCCCAAUGCGGAAGUGAAGUGGCGUAAGAAUGGAGUGGAGAUCCGGUCGAGUAAAAAGAUGGUCAUUGCUUCCAGAGGGACGAAGAGAAGCCUCACCAUUCACACAUGCGAAUAUGAAGAUCAAGGAACAUACAUGUGUGAUGCAGUGGAUGAUAAGACCUCAGCUGUUUUGGAGAUCUACGCCCGGGACAUCAAGAUUAUAAAACCACUGGAAGAUGUUGAAGUGAGUGAAAAAGAAAGUGCUUCUUUCCUGUGUGAGAUUUCUCAUGAUGAUGUCCAAACCCAGUGGUUCAGUAACAAAAACAAAAUCAGGACUGGAGAAAACAUCAAACUACAUCAGGAAGGGAAAAGUCACACGCUGGUUUACCGCAGUGUGGAGUUGCAGGAUUCUGCAGAAAUAAAAUUUGUGGCCGAAGCUGCAGAAUCACAAGCUCAGCUUAAAGUCAAAGAACUACCGGUCAAGAUCAUUAAACCCCUGCGGGUGAAGAUCGCCAUCGAAAGACACCGAGGUUUUAUGGAAUGCCAAGUCUCUCGUCCAAACGCUAUCGUUAAGUGGUUCAAGGGGGACCGAGAACUCCAUCCUGGCCAGAAGUAUGAGAUGGUGAGCGAUGGGAUCUACCGGAAACUUAUCAUCAAUGAGACCGCGUUCGAGGACGAAGGGAUUUACACCUGUGACGCCGUGGAUGAUAAGAGCAGCGCUCAGUUCUAUGUGGAAGAACAAACCAUCAAUGUUGUGAAGGAGCUGAGAGAUGUGGAGGUGAUGGAACCAGCCGAAGCCCGCUUUGAGUGCGAAAUCUCCAUCCUUUCAGUGAAGCCCCCCAAAUGGUCUCUCCGUGGAGAAGUGCUACAAAAUGGCCCAAAUGUCAUCAUAGAACAAGAGGGAAAAAUCCACCGGCUAAUCUUGAGGAAGACCAAUGUGGACAUGACAGGCACCAUUCAAUUUGCCAUUGGGAAGUCAAAAUCCUUGGCUGAUCUGGUGGUCAAAGAUAUUCCAGUGAUCUUCACUAGACCUCUAGAAGACAAGAUAGUUUUGGAAACCCAUUCAGUGGUCCUCUCUUGUGACUUCAAGCCAUCCCCAAAGGAGAUUGAGUGGUACAGGAACCACACUUUGCUGGAAUCUUCUGAGAAAUUUAAGAUGAAGAGAGAGAAGUUCACAGCGGAGCUCAAAAUCCUGAAGUUGACUGUCAGGGAUUCAGGUGUCUACCGAUGCAAAGCUGGAAGCGCAGAGACGAAAGCCACAUUGACCAUUUUGGAGCGCAAAGUGGAGAUCACCAAACAUCUGCAGGAUGUGGAGGUUGAUGAAGAGAGCUCGGCCACUUUCUCCUGCGAGUUGUCUGAAGAUUGUGAGGAUGUCGAAUGGUUCCUCAAUGACACUCAUCUCUUUCCCAACAACUUCAAUGAGAUAAAGCAUUUGGGGAAGUCCCACAGCCUGACGCUGAAGCACGUCACGCCAGAAGACAGCGGGACAGUGACCGUCAAGGUUCAGAAGAAAAUCUCUGAGAGCAUCCGGCUGAAGGUGAAAGAGAAGCCAGCCGUCUUCAUGAAAUCUCUGGACGACGUGGUUGCCGAGGAACGAAGCACUAUCACACUGGAAUGUGAAGUCUCGAAACCAAAAGUGAAACCGGUGUGGAAGAAGGAAGAGGCGGAAUUGAUCCCAGGAGGCAAAUAUGAGAUGUUGCAGUCUGGGAAGACCCUGGGACUCACCAUCCGAGAUCUCGGCAAAGAUGACGCUGGUUGGUACACCUGUGACCUUGGGACAGACAUCGCCAAGUCUAAAGUCAUCAUUCAAGAGCUGAACAUCGGCAUCACAAAGCGUCUAAAGAACGUUGAGGUGCAGGAAGGAGAGAGCUGUAGCUUCGAAUGCAUCCUCUCACAUGAGAGUCUAGACGGUUGUCAGUGGUUGAUCAAUGGGAAUGAAGUCAGCCAUGACACCCGAUAUCGAGCCUUCAACAAAGGAAGGAAAUACACCCUCAUCAUCAAGAAAACCUUAGUGACUGAUGCUGGCGAAGUGGUGUUUUCCGUCCGUGAUUUAAAAUCCAAAGCUUCUCUUGUUGUGAAAGAAAAACCCGCCGAAUUCAUAAGACAGCUGGAGGACAAAUCCACCUCAGUGGGACGGGAGGUCAGCCUGAGUUGUGACUUGUCUAGAUGGGACAAUAACCUGAAGUGGAAGAAGGACGGCAAGGAGAUUCGGAGGAGUCAAAAAUACGACCUGCGUCAGGAAGGCAACCGGGCGAUAUUAAUCAUCCAUGACACCACAGUGAAAGAUGGCGGAGAAUAUACCUGCGAGAUUGAAUUCUCCAAAACAAAAGCCACAUUAUUGGUGGAAGAAGGUGGAAACUGCUUUGUGAAGGAUCUUGAAGACUUGAAGGUGGAGGAGAAUAAGAAUGUCAUCCUCACCUGUGAAACCAAGAAACCAGCGUCUGCUGUGACAUGGAGGAAAGGCAUCGUUGAUCUUCAAGCCGGCCAGAAAUAUGAGAUCAGCCAAAAAGGGACCAUCUUGCAACUCCUCGUGAAGGAUCUCAGAGAAAAUGAUAGUGACAUCUACACGUGUGACAUUGGUGACAGUCAAUCCAGUGCAAAGCUGGUGGUGCAAGGCCUGCCGGUAGUUUUUAACCAAGAACUGCAAAACAAAGAAGCACAGGAAGGGAAUAAAAUCCGUCUUACUUGUGAGCUUAACAAAUCAGACGUCCCUGUGCAGUGGAUGAAGGGCAAUGUAGUCCUGGAAGCGGGGGACAAAUACGAAUUCAAGCAACGAGGUCCCGUGACUGAACUCGUCAUCCGGGACGCAAAGCCGUCGGAUGCAGGGGAAUAUAUUUGUAAAAGUGGAGACUUGAAGACUUCUGCACGGGUGGAGGUGACAGCGGCCCCUGCCAUUUUUAAGGAAGAGCUUAAAGAUGUGGAAAAGAAAGAGGGCGAGACGGUUGUUUUGUGCUGCGUCCUUGCCGCACCAGAGGUCACAGUGGCAUGGAAGAAAGGUGCGACUCUCCUUCGGCCGAGCGAGAAGUAUGAGAUGAAACAGGAUGGCUGUGUGGCUGAGCUGCUGAUUCACCAUGCACAACCGGAGGAUGCAGGAAAAUAUACUUGCAAUGCGGGAGAGAAGCAGAGCACAGCUCAGAUCAAAGUCCACGCUGCACCCGUCAGCUUUAAAGAUAAACUGAAGAAUGCCGAAGCUCUGGAAGGUGGAGUAGCUACUCUCUGCUGUGAAUUAAAUAAACCCGCUCCAGUGGAGUGGGUGAAAGGACAAAAAACUUUACGGCCGGGCAGCAAAUACCGAAUGAAGAAAGAAGGUGCCAUCGUCGAGUUGACAAUUCAUGAUCUGGACUUGAAAGACGCUGGAGAUUAUACCUGCAUUUCUGGAGACCAACAGACGACUGCAGUCUUAACCGUGAACGCCGUGGCUGCACAUUUCAAAACUCAACUGAAGAACCAGGAGGUGACUGAGAGUGGAACUGCCACUCUGCAUUGCGAGUUGACCAAAGCUGUGGAUUCGGUCGUGUGGAUGAAGGAUGAAGAAGUACUGAAACCGAGUGAGAAGUACCGAAUGAGACUUGAAGGGCGCUUUGCGGAGCUUUCCAUCCAAGAUCUGGAGGUCCCAGAUGCUGGAAGUUAUACCUGCGUGUGUGGGGAUCAGAAGACCAGAGCAACUUUGAAAGUGAACGCACUGCCCGUGUUUUUCCAAGAAGAAUUAAAAAACCAGGAAGUGACCGAAGGGGAAUCGACCAUUUUCCAGUGUAAGCUGAACAAAGCAGCAACUGUGGAGUGGUACAAGGGAUCCAGGCUGCUGAAACCAGAUGGAAAAUUCCAGUUAAAACAGGAAGGUCCUUGUGUUGAACUGAUGAUCCAAGGCUUGGACAUUGCUGAUUCUGGAGAUUAUACUUGCAAAUGUGGAGCCCAGAAGACUACAGCUAAAUUGACCAUAAAUGCCCUGCCAGUCCUCUUCACCAAAUCCUUGAAGGACGAAGAAGCUCUGGAAGGCAAAGUUGCCACUUUCCAGUGUGAGCUGAACAAAAUAUCUGCCCCCAUAGAGUGGAAGAAAGGACACAAGAUCCUUAAGCCAGGAAGCAAGUAUAAAAUGAAACACGAAGGAAAAAUUGCUGAACUGGUCAUCCAGAACUUGGAAGUAACUGAUUCCGGAAUCUAUGCUUGUGUAUCUGGAGAACAGCAAACCACAGCAUCUUUAGAAGUCAAGGCUCUGCCCGUUCUUUUCAAAGAAGGGCUGAAGAACCGGGAAGCUGUUGAAGAUACCACCACUACUCUCCAUUGUGAGAUGUCUAAAGCUGGGGCUGAGGUACAGUGGAAGAAAGGAUCACAAACUCUUAAGCCAAGCGAUAAAUACAGAAUGAGACAGGAGGGUCCUGUUGCUGAAUUGUUGAUUCGAGAUCUGAAAGUGAUGGACACGGGAGAUUACUUCUGUGUGUGUGGAGAUCAGAAGACCACAGCCGUCUUGACCGUUCAUGCCCUACCUGUGCGUUUCCAAGAAGAACUCAAAAGCCAAGAGCUCUUGGAAGGAAAGACGGCCGUUCUGCGCUGUGCAUUAAAUAAAACUGCUGCGGUGGAUUGGAGAAAAGAUGCACAGGCGCUCCAACCAAGUGCAAAAUAUAAAAUUAAACAGAAAGAAAAUGUUGUGGAGCUCACAAUCCAGGAUGUGACAGAAGAGGAUGCAGGAGAAUAUUCCUGUAUUUGUGGAGAUCAAACCACGUCAGCCUCUAUCAGUGUGCAAGCCUUACCGCCACGUUUCAAAGUCGACCUGAAGAACCUUGAGGCUGCCGAAGAUGGCACCGCCACUCUGCAGUGCGAGCUGACCAAAACCCCUGCCCUUGUGAAGUGGUGGAAGGGCAGCGACGUUCUGAAGCCCAGCGACAAAUACGAAAUGAAAUUGGAAGGUGUGGUUGCUGAACUGGUGGUCCAUCACUUGCAACUGGCCGAUACUGGGGAUUACAGUUGCACUGUUGGCGAUUCGAAGACUUCAGCUUUCUUAAGGGUGAAUGCCAUCCCUGCGAGGUUCAAGAAAGGUCUGGAGGACCAAGAAGCUUCAGAAGGUGGAACAGCUGCUCUUCGGUGCGAGCUGACAAAAACAGCUACGGUGGAGUGGAAAAAGAAACACAAGACACUGCGUGCAAAUGACAAAUACAAUCUGAAGCAGGAAGGCCCUGUGGUAGAGUGUGUGAUCCACAACCUUGAUCUUGGAGAUGCAGGAGAAUACUCCUGUGUCUGUGGUGAUCAUAAAACGACGGGGGCUCUGGCAGUCCGUGCCCUACCUCCCCAAUUCAAACAGGAACUGAAGGAUGUGUCAGCCACCGAAAAUGAAACAGCCACCUUGCAUUGUGAACUCACCAAAGCUGCUCCCGUGGAAUGGGUGAAGGAAGGAAACAAAUUAAAAGGGGACAAAUACCAAUUCAGACAGGAAGCGGCUGUCGCGAAGUUGGUGAUCAGCAGUUUAGAAGUUGAGGAUGCUGGACGUUACACCUGUAUUUGUGGAGACCAGAAAACUUCAGCCGUUUUGACUGUUAACGCCCUCAAGCCAGAAUUCACACACCGGCUGAAGGAUGAGAAAGCAGAUGAGGGCAGCACCGUUAGAUUACGCUGUGAGGUGACCGUCCCUAAAGCCACAGCAGAGUGGCGCAAAGAUGGUGCAAGAAUCUGUGCUAGUCCCAAAUAUGACAUCAGACAGGAUGGUGGCAUCCGUGACUUACUCAUUCAUAAUUUGGAACCCCAAGACAGUGGAAAGUAUUCAUGCAGUGUUGGAGACCAAACCACUUCUGCCACAUUAUCUGUGCAAGCCCUCAAGCCAGAAUUCACGCAGCGGCUGAAGGGUGAGAAAGCAGAUGAGGGCAGCACGGCCAGGUUUUGCUGUGAGGUGACCCUCCCAAAAGCCCCAGCAGAGUGGUGCAAAGAUGGUGCAAGAAUUCACGCUAGUCCCAAAUAUGACAUCAGACAGAAUAGGGGCAUCCAUGAGUUACUCAUUCUUAACCUGGAAGCUGAAGACAGCGGAGAGUAUUCAUGCAUCGUUGGAGACCAAACCACAUCUGCCCUGUUAUCUGUGCAAGCCCUCAAGCCAGAAUUCACACAGCGGCUGAAGGGUGAGAAAGCACAUGAGGGCAGCACGGCCAGGUUUUGCUGUGAGGUGACCCUCCCGAAAGCCCCAGCAGAGUGGUGCAAAGAUGGUGCAAGAAUUCACGCUGGUCCCAAAUAUGACAUCAGACAGAAUGGGGGCAUCCAUGAAUUACUCAUUCUUAACCUGGAAGCUGAAGACAGCGGAGAGUAUUCAUGCAUCGUUGGAGACCAAACCACAUCUGCCCUGUUAUCUGUGCAAGCCCUCAAGCCAGAAUUCACACAGCGGCUGAAGGAUGAGAAAGCGGACGAGGGCAGCACGGCCAGAUUAUGCUGUGAGGUGACCAUCCCUAAAGCUGCAGCAGAGUGGCACAAAGAUGGUGCAAGAAUCUGUGCUAGUCCGAAAUAUGACAUCAGACAAGAUGGUGGCAUCCAUGAGUUACUCAUUCAUAAUUUGGAACCCCAAGACAGUGGAGAAUACUCCUGUAGCGUUAGAGACCAAACCACUUCUGCCACAUUAUCUGUGCAAGUCCUCAAACUUGAAUUUACGGAACGGCUGAAGGAUGAGAAAGCGGAUGAGGGAAGCACAGCCAGAUUACACUGUGAGGUCACAGUCACUAAAGCCCCUGUGGAAUGGCGCAAAGGCACUGUAAGAAUUCAUGCUAGCCCCAAAUAUGACAUACAACAGGAUGGGGGCAUCCAUGAAUUACUCAUUCAUAACCUGCAAUUCCAAGACAGUGGCGAGUAUUCGUGUAGCAUUGGAGACCAAACUACAUCUGCCACAUUAUCUGUGCAAGAAGUGGACAUCACCAUCAUCCGGGGACUGAAAAGCGUGGAGGUUUUGGAAGAGGAAGAAGUCACUUUUGAAUGCGAAGUCUCCCACGACAACGCAAAAGACGUGGAGUGGAAGUUGCAAGAUUUGUCACUUCAAAGCAACCAGAUGAAUGAGAUCUCGGUCGAGAGAGGACGAGUGCACAAAUUGACACUACGCAACGUCACACAGCAGGAUUCUGGCACCGUCACUUUCCGGGUGGGACCAUACACCUCCACAGCGAGGCUCCGAGUGGACGCCUUGCAUCCUGCCUUUCAACAAGAGCUGAGCAAUCUAGAAUUGCAAGAAGGUAGCGCAGCUUUCCUCACAUGUGAAGUCUCUAUGCCCAACAUCUCUGCCAUCUGGAAAAAAGGCUCGGAAGUCAUCGCUCCGAGCGCCAAGUACGAAAUCAGUCAGCGGGGAACGACCCAUAUUCUAAAGAUUUAUGGUGUAACUCGAAGAGAUUCUGGAAAAUAUAUUUGCGACAUUGGCCACGGGAGAAGCAUGGCCACGUUAUCGGUGGAAGCCCUCUCAGUCCGUCCAGCCCGUUUUCAAGUCCAGCUGGAGAACCAGGAAGUCAAGGAAGGGGCAACGGUCAUCCUGGCCACUGCACUCACAAAACCCGAGGUGCCCGUCCAGUGGAUGAAAGGCUCCACCCAACUGCAGCCAAGUCAUAAGUAUGAGAUGAGACAAAAGGCAUCCUAUGUGGAGCUGCUAAUCCAUGAGGCGCAAGUGGAGGAUUCGGGCCACUAUACCUGUCAAACCGAGGAUCAGCAGACCACAGCAUCUGUGCUUGUCAAAGAAAUACCGGCCACCAUAGAAGAAAAAUUGAAAGAUCUCACCCUUCUUGAAGGAGAGGAUGCUAUGUUUCGCUGUGUGAUUUCUCAUGAGAAGGCCAAAAACGUGCAAUGGAGUUUGGCAGGUGUGCCUCUGCAAUCCAAUGAAAUGAACCAAAUUGCCGUGGAAGGCAAAAUUCACACGCUCAUUCUCCGAAAAGUCACCCUUGAAGAUUCCAGCACCAUCAGUUUCCAAGUUGGUCAGAAUUCAACACAGGCUCAGUUAUUGGUGCAAGCUGUACCAAUAACCUUCCUAAAAAAGCUGGAGAAUGCAGAAGUAGAUGAAAACGGCAUGGCAACCUUCCACUGUGAGCUUUCCAAACCUGGGAUCCCAGUGGAAUGGAGAAAGGGAUCAUCCCUGAUCCAGCCCAGCCAGAAGUUUGAAGUUAAGAUUGAAGGCAAUGCCUACACUUUGAUCAUCCAUGAUGUGGUCCCAGAAGACUCAGGAGAAUAUAUCUGCAGUGCAGCUGACAAGAAAACCACCGCCAAGCUGAAAGUUAAAGCUUUGCCGGUGUUCUUCAAACGAGGUUUACAGAGCAAGGAGGUUGAAGUAGGGAACACUGUGUCCUUGUGUUGUGAGUUGUCUAAGCCAAUGGUACCUGUGGUAUGGAAAAAAGGAAACACGAAGCUUCAGUCGAGUGAGAAGUAUGAGAUCAGACAAGAAGGGAACUUUGCUGAGCUUCUCAUUUAUGAUCUGGAAGUUCAGGACGAUGGUGACUAUACCUGCGAUUCAGGAGACCAGCAGACCACUGCCACCGUGAAAGUCAAAGUGUUACCCAUCUUCUUUGAAGAAGGAUUACAGAACAUUGAGGUGGAAACCGGAGGGAAAGCUGUCCUGUGUGGCAAGAUCUCAAGUCCUGACACAGCCAUUGAGUGGUGGAAAGGGUCCCUCAUUCUACAGCCCAGCGCCAAAUAUGAGAUGAAGCAGAGAGGCACCACGGUUGAGCUGAUCAUCCAUGACGUGGACCCGGAGGAUUGUGGAUUGUACACAUGCAGCACUGGAGACGAGCUGUCCACAGCCUCGGUAUAUGUACAAGAAGAGGAAAUACAGAUAGUUUCUGGUUUAAAGAACACGGAUAUUUUUGCCGGGGAAUCGGCUACUUUUACCUGCGAGCUCUCCCGAUCUGGAACACACAAGGCACAGUGGUGGCUGGAUGGCUCCCCUCUUCACAACAGCCCUGCAAAUCAAAUCUCGAUGCAAGAUGGGACCAUUCACACGCUGACCUUAAAAGACCUGGGUCUCAAUGAUUCAGGAACAGUGAUCUUCCGAGCAGGUUCUCUGAUAUCCUCAGCUAAAUUAUUAAUCAAAGAUCCGACCAUCGAAGUGGUCAGCCCCAUGCAGGACCUAACCCUGGAAGAAGACGGGACUGCAGAAUUCAUCUGCCAAUAUUCUCGGCCCGUGCAGGCCGUUUGGAAGAAGGAUGACCAGCCCCUUUGGGCAGACGGCCAGCGAGUUGUGGUUGAGCAGGACUGGAACGUGGCCAGACUGAAAAUCAAGCCGGCUCUUCCUGGUGACACUGGGAUUUACUCUUGUGAAGCUGGAGGCACCAAAGUGGAGGCCAUGCUUGAUGUUCAAGCCAAGAAUACAGUCAUCCAGGGCCUUGAGAACGUGGAUGCGAUGGAAGGAGGGGAAGCCCUUUUUGAGUGUUAUCUAUCCAAGCCAGAAAUCUACAAUUAUAACUGGCUGAUCGAUGAUGUGCCGGCAAAAACGUCCGAAAAUGUGGAAUUGGUUUAUUUUGAAAAUGGACUCCGCCAUCUUCUGCUUCUGAAGAACCUCAAAGUCCAAGACAGCUGCAGGGUUUCUUUCCAAGCAAGCGAUGUGGUCACGUCUGCUUUCUUGAACGUCAAAGGAUGGAGACUGGAAUUCCUGCAGCCUCUGACAGACGUCACCGUCCGUGCCGGGGAACAAGCCGUCUUUAGCUGCGUGUUAAGUGAAGCAGUACCUGUUCAUGAGAUUGCCUGGUAUAUUAAUGACGUAGACAUCCAACCAAAUGAAAACUGGAAAAUUGAAGUCGAAGGAAAUACUUACAAACUCAUUCUAAAAAAAGCCCAGCUUCUCCACUCUGGGGAGAUAACCUUCGCUGCCAGAGAUGCUAUUGUGUCUGCAAAAUUGACCGUCAUAGAACCUGUGGAAGUCACUCUGCCUUUGGUUGACAAGUCUGCCACACAAGGAGAGAAGGCCCAGUUGCAGUGCGAAUUGUCCAGCGAGACCCAAGAGGUGAUUUGGGUCAAAGGGAAAGAACCGAUCCAACCCGGAGGACGAUAUGAAAUCGUCUCUGAAGGCAAAAAACAGACGCUCAUCAUACACGAUUUUAAAUCUGAAGAUCAAGGAUCCUACACCUGCAUCACCUCGCCUGAAAUCAAAACCUCUGCCAAUCUUUCGAUUGACGUUUCUCCAGUGUCGAUACUGGAAGAAGUUGUUGAGGAAGCACCAAUUUCUAAAGAGCCAGGCAAAGUAGCAGAUGAAGAGGUCCAGCCCAGCUUGCCACCUGAAGCUGCCCAGGAAGGGGACCUCCACCUUCUGUGGGAAGCUCUGGCCAAGAAGCGGAGGAUGAGUCGCGAGCCGACCUUGGAUUCGAUCAGCGAACUGCCUGAAGAAGACGACAAGCUUCAUAAGCGGAAGAAGGAGGAGGUGGAGAUAACCCAAUACUAUUCCGAGGAAUAUUCUACUUGCGAUGAAUCUGCAAAAGUUGGAGAAGCAGAUUUCUCUGUCACAAGUUCAGAUGAUGAAUCCAGAGCCGGGACACCUUCAUUAAUCACCUACCUUAAGAAGGCUGGGUCAUCUACGGUUAGCAUCAGUCGCAAAGUCGUAGAGAAAGUCUCUCAAGAUCAGCAGAAGUCUGGUGAGGAACCGCCUCCUCCUGUGGAGUCAGCCGAAAUGGAGAUUAUGGAAGGAGACUUGGAAGAUCCUUCCAUGUCUCAAGCUGCCGUCAAAAUCCAAGCUGCCUUCAAAGGUUACAAAGUGAGGAAGGAAAUCAAACAGCAGGAACGUCCAGUCUUUGCUGAGACCUUCAAGGACUUUGUCGGCAAGGUGGGAGACACCCUCCAUCUGGAGUGUAUGGCCCACAGCAAAACAGACAUGAAAGUCAGUUGGCUGAAAGACGGGAAUGAAAUUAAGGAUGGGCGGCAUUAUCACAUAGACAAUUACAGUGACGGGACUUGCUCCUUGAUCAUUGCCGGUUUAGAAACGAAUGACAAGGGCAAAUAUACCUGCGAAGCCUCCAAUAAAUUUGGCAAGGUCUCCCACAGUGCCAAGGUGACCAUCCAACUCCAAGCACCUUCUCGCAAGCCAAAAACCGCCAAGAAGCUUUCUGACAGCGAAUCAGAGAGCUCAUCUGGCAGUGAAUUGGACGAUGCUUUCCGUAAAGCUGGACGGAGACUUCACAAAUUGUUCAAGUCCAAAAUUUCGCCUGAGAUUUCCGACGUCGAAGAGGAACUGUUUGUUAGUGCAGAUGAGGGAGAGAUUGAGGUGGUAGAUCACCAGACCUACCGGGAAGACGAACGCUACAUCUACAUCAAGUUUGAAGUUCAUACGGAGGCCAAAACAGCUGCAGGCCGGUUUCGGGAGAUGUUUGCUGCCAUGGGUAUUCCUGUUGAGAUUGACAUUUUGGAUCAGGGUCCUAAAAAGAUAGAGUUGCGCAUUGGGAAAGCCACGUCACCUCCUGUGAGACAGUUGCAGACUUUGGUUCAACGGCCACCACCUAUUUUGCUGACCUCUGAUACUGCUCCAAUCUUCAUCACUGAGCUUCAAAAUCAAGAAGUGCAGGAUGGUUAUCCAGUCAGUUUCGAUUGCGUGGUGAUUGGGAAGCCGAUGCCGACUGUCCGAUGGUUUAAAGAUGGCCGUGUUCUUGAAGAAGAUGACCACUACAUGAUCAAUGAGGACCAGGAAGGAUGUCAUCAGCUGAUCAUCACUGCAGUGGUCCCUCUUGACAUGGGGGUCUACCGCUGCGUGGCUGAAAACAGCAUGGGGGUGUCUUCAACAAAAGCUGAGCUACGAGUGGACCUAACCAGCACAGACUAUGAUACAGCUGGAGAUGCAACAGAGACCUCAUCGUACUACAGCGCCAAAGGUUACCUGUCCAGCCGGGAACAAGAAGGCGUGGAGUCGACAACCGAAGAAGAACAGUUGCCUCAAAUCAUGGAUGAACUUCACGAUAUUCACGUGGCACCAGGAACCCCUGUUGCCAAAUUCCAUUUAAAAGUGAAAGGUUUCCCCGAGCCCCGUCUUUACUGGUUCAAAGAUGGUCAGCCUUUACACACAAGCGAUCGUCUCCAAAGGACAGACAGCCAUGAGUUUCAUGCUCUGGAAGUUCUCCAGGUCACCAAAGAGGACGAUGGCCAGUAUUCUGUCUUCAUCACCAACUCUGCUGGGUCUGCGUAUUCAGCAGCUAAGCUCGUAGUCAAAGGAGUUGGUGAGGACAGAAAACCAGAAACAGACAUUUAUGAACAGCUGGUGCCACCAAGAUUCCUGGAAAGAUUUACCAACAAGAAAGUGAGGAGAGGGGUCAGCAUCACCCUUUCAGUGAAAGUGGAAGGGACUCCACCACCCUCAGUAACAUGGUUGAAGGAAGAAUUUCAUGGCGAAAACAUCCUAUGGAUCAAGUCGGACGCUCCAGGUUAUAAACUGGCCAGUUCAAAUAUGCAGCACAGUCUGAUCUUAUUGGAUGUAGAAAAGACCUAUAGUGGAAAUUAUACUUGUAUUGCCUCCAAUCAGGCUGGUCAGUCUAUCUGCAGUGCUUCCCUGGAAGUUUUGGAUGUGAAAGAGGCCGAAUCUCUGACGCAGGAGCGUGUGAUGGUGACAGAGGCCAUCAUGACAUCAAUUGGAGCUCAAGCUCCUGCAGCUGGAAAAGGAGAGUACAUGGAAGGCGAAACAGUUCGGAGUCAGAUUUCUCUAACUGAAGUGGGAACCGAAGAAUUUCUGCAGAAACUGACAUCUCAGAUCACCGAAAUUGUGUCUGCAAAGAUAAGCCAAGCUUCCCUCCGAGUUCCUGGAGCUGAUAGUGACGAUGAAUCAAAAACACCAUCAGCAUCUCCACGGCAUGGCAGGUCCAGACCUUCCUCAACUGCUCAGGAGUCUUCCUCCGAAUCGGAUGAAGGGGAUGCAAGGGGAGAGAUUUUUGACAUCUACAUGGUCAUUGCUGACUAUACCCCAAUGGGGGCAGACCGUGAAACCAUCACUCUGAAGGAAGGCCAAUAUGUGGAGGUUUUAGACUCUGCUCAUCCUUUGAAGUGGCUGGUCAGGACCAAACCCACCAAAUCAAGCCCAUCGAGGCAAGGUUGGGUUUCUCCAGCCUACCUGGAUAAGAAGUUAAAGCUCUCUGCAGAGUGGGGUAUUCCCGAUGUCCCAGAGUUCCAUGGAGAAUUUGUUUCAGAAGAUGAAUACCGGAAGAAAUUAAGUCUUAUCGUUCAAGACCUGUUGGGAACGGAAGAGGAGUAUGUCAAGGAUCUGGAGUUCCUGCAAACGCACCACAUCCAGUUCACGGAGACGUGCCCUGCCGUUCCUGUUGCUGUGUCCAACCAGAAGCCCGUUAUUUUCAGAAACAUUACUGACAUAACGCACUUUCAUUCCAACACCUUUUUCCCAGAGCUUCAGAAAUGUGACACGGAUGACGAUGUGGCUAUGUGCUUCCUUAAAAACGAAGGAGAAUUUGACAAAUACAUCACCUACUUGGUGGGCCGGGUUCAAGCCGAAUCCAUUGUGGUCAGCAAAGUGGUCCAGGAGUUUUAUAAGCGAUACACAGAGGGAACACUGGCCAGUGAGGAUCCUUCUCUGCCGCCGAUCCUCCCUCUGCAACACUACCUAGAGAGACCCAUAAACCGGAUCCAGAAAUAUCAAACGGCGAUCAAGGAUAUGAUCCGAAACAAAGCAAGGAACACUCAAAACUGUGCCCUCCUAGAACAGGCCUACGCCAUUGUUUCCGCACUCAACAGGCGAGCGGAAAACAACCUUCAUGUUUCUCUCAUUGAGAACUACCCUGGAACACUGGAAAUAUUAGGGGAACCCAUCCGCCAGGGACAAUUCAUUGUGUGGGAAGGCGCUCCGGGGGCACGCAUGGCUUGGAAGGGACAUAAGCGACACAUCUUCCUCUUCAAGGCUUACCUGCUCGUGUGCAAGCCAAAACGAGACACGAAGUUGGAUACUUACAGUUACCUAUUCAAGAACAUGAUGAAGCUGUCCCACAUCGAUGUGAAUGAUGUGAUCGAAGGAGAUGAUCGGGCGUUUGAGAUCUGGCACGAACGGGAAGAUUCGGUCCGGAAAUAUCUCUUCCAGGCGCGGACCGUUAUCAUCAAAAACUCGUGGGUGAAGGAAAUCUGUUGUAUUCAGCAACGGAUUAGUCUCCCUGUAUGGGAUCCACCCGAUUUUGAGGAGGAACUGGCGGACUGUACAGCAGAACUGGGUGAAACGGUCAAGCUCGCCUGCCGAGUCACAGGCACCCCUAAACCGGGUAUCACCUGGUAUAAAGAUGGGAAGCCGGUCGACGUGGAUCCUCACCACAUCGUCAUCGAAGAUCCCGACGGAUCUUGUACAUUGAUCCUUGAUAAUUUGACCGGAGUGGAUUCUGGGCAAUAUUUGUGCUAUGCAUCUAGUCCAGCCGGUAGUGCCAGCACCCUUGGAAAAAUUCUUGUCCAAGUGCCUCCACGGUUUGUAAACAAGGUGAAACACGCCUAUUACUCCAAAGGCACAGAUGCACAGUUUACUUGCACCAUCGAAGGGGCACCAUGGCCCCAGAUCAGAUGGUAUAAAGAUGGAAAUCUCCUCACCGAUCCAAACAAACAUCAGAGCUUCAGUGAGCCACGAAGUGGCGUGAUUGUCCUGGUUAUCAAAAACGCUUGUGAGGAUGAUGAAGGUUUAUAUGAGUGUGAGUUGAUAAACAGGUUGGGAACUGCAAAGGGAGGCGCACACCUUUACUGCCAAACUACAACAGCCUUGGCUCCGGAGAAGAGACCUGAGCAAGCGAUAACAAUAGAAGCUGAACUGCAGGCGUCCCCUCGCAAAACUGAAAGAGAAAGUGACACAUUGGCCAGGCAAACAGACAUUAUUUCCCAAGAUGAAAGCGUGUCUGAACGUGCUGUUCUCCCUGCCAAGGUCCUCGAAAUUAUGGCGGAGAUGCCGUGGUUCAAGAAUGAAAGAACAGAGGAAAUUUUGGAUUUAGCUGGGGAAGCCGCUGAGGGCAUCAGGGAGAGACCCCAUGUUGCUAAAAAAGCAGAAAAGAGUGUGACAAGCCCACCAUACAUGCAAGUCCCUCUUGAGGAUGUCCAGGUUCGGUGUGGGGAAAUGGCCAAGUUCCAGGCCACGAUUGAAGGCCACCCUCAGCCCGUUAUCGGAUGGUUUAAGGGAAUUUCCUUGUUGCUGGACAGCGAAAGGAUCUACCAGUCCAAGGAGGGCACCAGCUACUCUCUGAUCCUGUACAACGCUCAGGCCGAAGAUGGCGGGGUCUACACGUGCAUGGCUAAAAACGCCGGAGGGGAGGUGGUCUGCAAAGCGGAGCUGGUGGUACAGGAAGAUAAGAAAAGUCAAGAGGUGAAAAAGCGAAGCCCACGAAGAAAACUUCAUUCUUUCUAUGAGGUUAAACACGAAAUAGGAAGGGGCUCCUUUAGCGUUCUCAAGAAAGUCAUCCAUAAAGCCAACCGUGUGGCUUGUGCAGCAAAAUUCAUCCCGCUGCGAAGUCGAACGAGAGAACGAGCUUAUCGCGAGAGAGACAUUCUAGUCGAGCUUUCCCACGACCGAAUCACUCAACUGCUGGACCAGUUUGAAACACGGAAAACCUUAAUUCUUGUUUUGGAACUAUGUUCCAAUGAAGAGCUUCUGGAUCGCCUCCAUAAGAAGAACAUGGUGACGGAAGCAGAGGUCAAAUUCUAUAUCAAGCAACUUCUAGAAGGGAUCUUGUACCUUCACAGCAAUGAAAUACUACAUUUGGACAUCAAGCCUUCAAACAUUUUGAUGGUCCACCCUGACAGGGAUGACCUUAAGAUCUGCGAUUUUGGCUUCGCCCAACGGAUAAAUCCGUCGGAGCCUCAGUACAGCACUUACGGAUCUCCAGAAUUUGUCCCACCAGAAGUUCUGUCCCGGUCCCCAGUAUCAACAGCCUCGGACAUCUGGCCGGUGGGCGUUAUUAGCUAUUUAAGCUUGACCUGCAAGUCUCCCUUUGCUGGGGAAAAUGACAGAGCAACCCUGCUUAACGUCCAGAACGGGAUCAUUUCGUGGAAGAGCUCUGACUGGGGUCAUUUGAGCAAAGAAGCAAAGGAUUUUAUCGAAAAGAUCCUUCAGCCAGCUCCUAGAACCAGGCCAAGUGUGAUGGAAUGCCUAUCUCAUCCCUGGUUUUCUCACAAGCUACCGCCCGAAGAGGCUCAUUUUAUCGAGACAAAAUCACUCAGCUUUUUUGUAUCCCGAAGCAAAUGGCAGCGGUCUCUUAUGAGCUAUAAGUCAUUGCUUGUAAUGAGACCGAUCCCAGAAAUUCUGGAAAAGCAUCACAAGAACACUUCACUUGGCAUCUCGCGACAACUGGUCGAAGAGAGCAGUUCCUCCAGCACCAGUGGGUCAUCUUCGGACAACGAAAUUUUGGUCUCGUCUGGCAAAAAACCUUUUGGACCCAUUCCAGAAAUUCGUCUAUCUGUGCUGGAAGGAUCAAACAAUCAAGAAGAUGAAGUAUUUGAAGAUGAAUUCAAACUUCCUGAAGACUCCAGGCCACCCAUCAAAACCAGAAGAUUGAAGGAACCUUCAGCGAAGGGACAAUUGGAUGGACAUCCUGUCCGAGAACGAGAAAUCUCAGAGAUAGAUGCCCAUGGAAGAAUAUCGUUUGAGUUGGCUUCAUUGCAAGAUCAAGCUGGAUUGUUGCCUCCAGAAGAAGGAAGAAUGGAGCGAUCUCCAGGUUGCGUCCCGAGACACAGUGUCAUCAAAAGUACCUUUUAUAGCCACCCGUCGGAAAAUCUGACCGAUUUUCCCUCAUCACCAGGCAAAGGGCAAAGAAAACAAUUAGAAAGAGCUAAGAGAUCUUACAGGAAAGCUGGAUACUCAAAGUCCGCUUUAACUGGUCUGCGGGAACCCUUGCUAGAACGGUUUGAACUUGGUGAAGAAGGAGGACCGUUGGCAGAUGUAGAAUUGGGGAAGGGACGAGAAGGAAGUUAUGGACCCCCAAUCAUCAAAUCAGCUUCUUUUGAUACUGCUCAGAAAUCACCCAAGGUGACUUUCCAAGUAUCCGCCAGGAGCCGUUCCUUGGAUGACUACAGAAUACGAGCUAGGAGCUUCGCUGAGGAGCAGGAUAUUGCAGAAGAAGAUAUGGACACCAUGCCGCACGGUGUUCCGGCAGAAGGAACUCAUCUGAGGGAUGAAAAAACAUCAGCAGCAAAAGCUAGGGAGGGUUUUUCUGAAGAGCACCCAAGGUUAGUCCUACUGGAUGAUAAGGAAAGAUCCAAGUUGGGCCCUGAGCAGGACAAGAAGUCCUUGGUUUUGGCACAGGGCUCUGAAAAAGAGGAUUUAGCUCAGAAAACAAAGGUGCCGCAUUUUGUGGGAAAAUCUCCUCAAGGCAGACAAGAUCUGAUUCUAGAAGCUCGGCAAUCUAGUUUUACUUCGGGGUUGGCUCCAAAAAAUGACAUUGAGGAGGAGCAGGCAUCCAUGUCUUCUCCUCACAGGGAUGGAGGAACCAUUUUUCCAAAGGGGGAAAGCUCUGAUUUGAGAGCGGCAUCAUCAGAGAUCCCAAACUUGGUGUCUCGGGAUAGUAAAGAGGAAAAACUGUCCCAUGAGAUAACCCCAAGUUCUCCCAAGAGUGUUGAAGGAUGUCAACCUCAACAAAAAGAAAGUCAUCAUCUUCUGAAAGCUGUUCCUUUUCACAUCACCCAGCUUCAGGCUGAGAAACAGCUUGCCGGUGCUCCAGACAAGAGUCCCAAAGACCUACAGACUAUGGCAAUGCAUGAAGGCCAUCCAUCCUUGAUUUAUCCUGGGACACAAAUGGUGGAGAGUAGAGGUUUAGGUGAUCCUAUUUUGCAUGCUGACAUUUGUGCCUUCUCUACCCUUGAGGAUCAGCAAAUUCCAUCCCAGAAACCCUCAGGAUCCCGCUUGGCCAAGUCAACCAUGCUAGAGAAGAAAGAUCUGGAGAAGUUGGACAUCCCUCAAACAAAAAUGAGCAUACCUUCAAUCUCUGAAAGUGCAAAGCAGAAGCCUUUACAUCAGUUGCCUGUUGCACAUCUGGAAAGGAAGCUACCUGUUUCAAAAAGCGAAGGUCCUGUUCAUCCAGAAAUGGUCACUCUGAGAGGAAGCCAGCACCCAUCUCAACAAGAAUCUCCUCUUUACAGAAGACCAUCUCCUACUACCCCAAGAAGUGCUGCUGCUCUGAUUCAAGCAUCUCUCCAACCAGAGGCCACCUCAAUACCCAUACUUCAUGGAGAAACCCAGAUGGCCUCACUUCCAAAGUCCUCCUCUUACCCAGAAGGAGAAUCUCUUCUCAGAGAGGUUCAGUGUCCUCCUCAAGCCCAACCAGAUCUGAUGUCCUUCUUUGAAGCUGAAAAGUAUGAGCUCUACCACCACCUGCCAUCUGCUCCUGGUGAGGUCCUCAAGGGCAAAGCACCUGCCGUAGCAGGUUAUUCUCAAGCAAAAAUGAGGCCGUUUGGAACCUCUGGAGAAAAAGUCCCCAUAACUCUAAAGAAAAGACCAUAUUCCACUGGAGAAGGCAGAAGCGAGGAUCACAAACGCUACAGGGACACAGAAGCUCAAGUUCUGGAGUUCUUAGCCGAGGAGAUGGCUUAUCGAUCAAAAGCAACAACGCCUUGGCCAGAAUCAGGACCUGUUUCACCCCAAGGUGAGAUGGUCCAUCAAAAGUCACCCAGCCAAGCAGUGAGACCGAAAGGCAGAUAUCUGGUGCGCAGAGGCAAGAGAGAAGGUGGCAUUGGCCUAGCAGAUCCUUCAGAAGCCGAUGUUAUCUAUCCUGGAGAGGAAGACUAUUUCAGUCUUCAGUCUUACCUGAGCAAGAAAGCAAGGAUGUCUUCGCCUUAUGAAGGCCAAGGCUUGGAUUAUCCAGGAAGUAGCCGAAUGUAUGAAAUUGCCCUUGUGCAGAUCCAGGAUCUCUCGGAGAUGCCUCGUCCUGACAGCAAGACCUCCAAAUUUGAUAUCACGGAGGUGGAACCAGCUUUCCUCAACUUUUAUGAACUCUAUGACAUUGUCUAUUCUCCGUUUGAGUUCCUGAGCUUCAGGAAAGCUCCUGAGAAUUUGCCCAGCAAAAGGCCAUCUGACUCCAAAUUUCCUUCUCAGCAGGAGAAAACAAUAUGUCUCAAGGAGGAUGAUUUGCCCGAGGUGGCCCUUAAGGAAGAGACAGGUGCCCUCAAGGUGGAGGUAGGUCUGGGACCAGUUGUGGCACCACGGAUAGGGAAAAGGUCCGACUCGGAAGGUGAUCUACCGACGGGGUCCCAGUACGAUGUCCCAUCAGAUCCAACGAGGAAGAGGAAGAGUUCUCUCCAGAGUGCCUUAGGACUUUUCAAGCCAGUUGUCCGCUCUCAGUCCAUGGAGCAGGUGGAACUCAGUCUGAGGAAGAGGAUGAAGGCAUCCGUAGCUCAGUUCUCAAAGAUGUUGACCAGAAAACUGUCCAGUGAAGACACCAGAACAGCCUCUGAGGAAGUCAAAAGUGAGCAAGCCGAGAGGACCUCCUUGACGGAGCCUUCCCCAACUUCUAAAAAGAAAAAGAUAUUCUCAGCAUUCACCCUGCCAGGCCUCAAGACCAAGGACAAAGGACCUUCUUUUGUAGAAGAACUGACCGAUCAGACCGUUGCCGUUGGACAGUCUCUGACCCUCUCCUGCCAGACCUCGUCCCAUUCCUUCUCUGGCAUCGGAUGGUUCAAAGACGGAGCAGCGAUCUGCAGCACAGAUCGGAUCCUGAUUUCUUCGACUCUAAAACGGUUCCAGCUUUUAACCGUGUUAUCGGCUACGGCGACGGACUUUGGCGUGUACACUUGUAAGGCUGCUAGUUCCCAUGGUGCUGUUUCCACUUCCUGCACCAUAAGGAAAGCAGAGGCACCUUCAAACAUACCUGCCCCUGAUAUCCUUGAAGUUCUUGAAGAUGGUGUACAGCUGGCCUGGGAAGCGGUGGAACUCAACCACCCAGUGACUUACACUAUUCUGUGCAAGAAGGAUGAUGGAGAGUGGAAAACCCUGGCCAGUGACAUCCCGGCUUGCUGUUACACAGUUGAACACCUUCCUCGCGGUUUGGUCUACUCCUUUCGCAUUGCCUGCGUGAGCCCAGCCGGCGUGGGUCCCUACAGCUACCCAACCCCCAAAGUGAAAAUUGGUGAAGAAGAUCAAGCAGCAUUUCAGGCUCAAGAGGAAGAGAACAGGAUGGCAGCCCCACCAACGCACCAGACCUAUGCCUUCCAGACCGAGAUUAAAAGAGGCCGCUUCAGCAUCAUCAAGCAAUGCCGAGAAAAAUUCAGCGGAAAUCCACUGGCUGCCAAAAUCAUCCCGUAUCAGCCGGAAGAGAAAGACGCCAUCCUACAGGAAUACCAGAUCCUAAGGAAGCUGCACCACGCCAACAUAGGGCAACUGCAGGGCGCCUAUGUGAGUCCACGCCACCUUGUGCUGAUUGUCGAACUCUGCGUGGGGCCCGAGCUGCUUCAUGCCUUAGCUGGAAGGACUUCCUAUUCAGAAGUGCAGGUCAGGGACUACCUGUGGCAGAUUCUCAGCGCUGUCGAGUAUCUUCACAAACAGGACAUCCUACACCUGGAUCUGCGGUCUGAAAACAUGGUGAUUGUUGAGCCCAACCUGUUGAAGCUUCUGGAUUUUGGAAACGCCCACUUCUACUCGCCCGACCAAAUCCUAACUGUGGAUGGUUGCACGGAUUACGUAGAAACCAUGGCUUCAGAACUGGUAACGGAGAAGGGAGCAGUCCCUCAGACAGAUAUUUGGGCGAUUGGCGUGACGGCUUUCAUCAUGCUGAGCGCCGAAUAUCCCAUCAGCUCCGAGGCUGCCUGUGACUUCGGAAGGCUGGUCAAACGAGACAAAAUCCGACUCAACAAAUGUUACGCCGGCCUUUCGGGGGGAGCCAUCAACUUUCUCCAAAGCACGCUUUCCUUGAAUCCAUGGAGAAGACCAACAGCCACAGAAUGUCUUCAGUCUUCGUGGCUGCAGGAGACCGGCUUGGACGAACACCAACAAGCCACGGUGACCUUCUCCACCACCAAGCUGAGAAAUUUUGUGGCCGAACGUGAAAGGAAAAGAGUCCUCCUCUCUUCAAAGUAUGGUGUGACGGCCGUGUAGACAACAAAGCCACCUUCACACAAUCUCUUUCUGGCUUUCCGUGGCUCCCCGCUAAGCAGCACAUUGCCGAGCAUUCAGAAGUGUGCAGGCUGAGACAUUUAUUAGGAUCGCGGAAGAGAAGAGGCCACAGCCACAACAGAGGGAUGCAUUUUAUUUAUUUUAUAGUAAGGUUCUUCUCAGUUCCUCAACAAAGUGGAAUAAUUAACAGAUUGGACAAAGUGAAAGUUGGGUGAUUCCUAAGGGAUUAUCUUAAACCUGAAAGAUUAUCUCUUUCCAAAAGCAAUUUAAACAUGGAGGCAACCCACAGAAGGAGCUUAUGAAAUCUCUGGCUUAUUUUAUUUUAUUUUUUUGCAAAAAAAA
Messenger RNA from Crotalus tigris (Tiger rattlesnake), 29119 nucleotides. RefSeq names its product obscurin, cytoskeletal calmodulin and titin-interacting RhoGEF (gene OBSCN). Bases 251 to 28759 code for a protein of 9502 amino acids. NCBI's taxonomy places the organism in Eukaryota, Metazoa, Chordata, Lepidosauria, Squamata, Viperidae. Gene Ontology annotation, molecular function: guanyl-nucleotide exchange factor activity; protein binding; ATP binding. Gene Ontology annotation, biological process: protein phosphorylation. The record is from RefSeq and is a predicted model, not a curated record. The transcript is spliced from 115 exons.